Molecule: messenger RNA, 360 nt
Organism: Nicotiana tabacum (common tobacco)
Lineage: Eukaryota; Viridiplantae; Streptophyta; Magnoliopsida; Solanales; Solanaceae
Source: RefSeq, a predicted model, not a curated record
AUGUAUAUAUUAGCUACUACGGACUACUUCUCUAGAUGGGCUGAAGUUGUUCCACUCAAAAAGCUGAAAAAGGAAACUGUUGUCGAUUUUAUCAAGCCAAACAUAAUUUUUAGGUAUGGUAUACCAAGAUACACAAUCACUGUUAAUGAGACGCCAUUUGAAAAUAAGCUCGUAAGGAGUCUAUGCGAGAAGUUUGGUUUCAAGCAACAUAAGUCCUCUGUGUACAAUGUGCCUGCCAAUGGCCUUGCUGAAACUUUUAACAUAACGCUUGGUAACCUUUUGAAGAAAGUUGUUGCAAAGAACAUGAGAGACUGUCAUGAGAAAAUUGGUGAAGCUUUUUGGGCAUACCAAAUGUCAUGA